Molecule: messenger RNA, 4382 nt
Organism: Schistosoma rodhaini
Lineage: Eukaryota; Metazoa; Platyhelminthes; Trematoda; Strigeidida; Schistosomatidae
Source: the annotation of a GenBank genome assembly
GCGGACUGUUCAAAUUGUCAAGGUUGUAAUUCACUUACUUUAUGCCUUUGCUCAGUAAAUCGUUAGCUGUUGUAAUUCAAGUUUAGUAAAAACACUACCUAGUAGACCUUUAGUUAUUACUCAAUCUGUUUGCUGGGAAUGGGUCACAUUUCUAGUCUGUCAAACGAUCACUAGUACUUUCAUUAAAUUAAAUUGUAUGUAUUUGACGAUUUCCUCAACUCACCGUUUUAUGACAGCUAUUUGAAUAGUAAAAGUAUGAUGGGUUUGCAACUUAGUCCUGGCACUCCUCAUUUUAAUUGUCAAACUGUCUUAGUUGCACAUUACCACUGAUAGUGAUUUUUUCGAUUACGUAGUUUAUAUAUCCAAUUUAAGUUCAUUCUGUUUAUUCACGGAGUCAUCAGCUAACUUUUUCUCCUUUCUUUUUUAGCUCCUACCUACGCACACUUCCCUGUGUUUUUCUUCAGUGUCUAAAGUGCCUUCAGGCUAGACGUGAACCACUACUGAAGUAGUGCACACUUCUGGUCAUACUAUUCCCCAAUAUUACAGUGAAUUUCAUGAUUUUCUCAUCGAUUGACAUACUUUGGGAAUAUUUCGACUUCUGACCACACAUCUAAAUUUUAAUGUCGGAAGAAGUUGCAGAAGACAAACGAUUGAUUUCAGAGGCAGCUUCGUGCUACAGACGUAAAGAUUUUGAACAAUGCCUUUCUAUUAUGGAGAAACUGAAAAUCCGAAAGCCGAAUGAUACAAAAGUAAAAAUAAAUAAGGCACUAUUAUCAUAUGCAUAUACGUCACGUUAUUCUCAGAGUGAACAAUAUAUUUCUGAUCUGAAAAGAAUUGCAGCUGUUGAAGGAAUGAAUCUUGAUGACUAUAUUAAUAAAACGGUCCUAAGUAGACAUAAUUCAGACCGUUCAGACGAACCUCAUACUUCUAAAGAUCUGUUGUCGAAUACUUCACCUCAGUUUGUAUCGAGAUCUUCUGUUAUGAUAAACUUGCUGUACAACUACGCUGUUGUAUUAUUUUAUCAACAUCAGUAUGCUCAAGCUGAAGAACUUCUUGCUAACUGCCUUGGUAUCCCAUCAAACUUGGAAUCCACAUGUAGUAAGACAUUACACCUAAAUGCGACUCAAUUAAACUUUCAGUCUCCUACAUACGUUGAUCAAUUUCCUUCUACUCUGAUACAAACGAUAGACCUUACACUAUCAAACGAUACUGACUUAUGUCGACGUAUUGUGCUUCUUUGGUUGGAAGUUUCUUUGAGAUUGUUUCUGAUGGAGCGUGUCUUUGAAAUUUGUGACUACUGGAUUUUAUGUCUUAAUACGGCAUCAGUGAUGUCAGAAACAGCCAGCUUGUCAUCGAAUCCGCAGCCACUAACUUCAUCUGAAAAUACCAGCUGUCAUUCACAUAAUCUCAGUAGUAAUGCUUUGUCUGUGUUAAUUGGAAUUCAAAAACCAAUACAACUUUACUACAUUCGAGCAUGUUUACUAACAGGACGUUUAAAUGAAGCUGAAUCAGAAUUAAAUAUAUUCUUAUCAGAAAGUUAUUCGAUAUCAAAUAACAACUCCCUUCAAAAGAAUACUGAUUUAGAAGAAAAUUCCCCGGAAGUCAAAAUUACGCCUGACGAUGAGGGUACAAAUUGCAUAGAAGCGAAAAAACUAGAAAAUACCACACAUCCAGUUUCUGAAAGUGACACUGAUCAUUGUUCUAAUAUUGUGUGGUCUACUGGAAAUUCUGUGUAUUUCCUUCAAGCUCAGCUAGCUUUUCUGAAGGGUCAGUAUAGUGAUGCCAUCAAAUUGCUUACUUCUAUGCCAUCACCUUCUUAUAAUUCAACGGCUAUGCAUGACUUAGAGUCUGUCAUCUUAAAGAAUAAUCUUUCCUUGAUUUAUCAUCGUACUGGUCGAUGUACAUCUGGUUUGAUACAAAUUCGUCAUGCUUUAAAACAAAUCGACAAAACAAUCAGAACUGCUGUACAAUCAGAAGAAAAAAAAGUGUCUCAUUUACUCAAUCAUCAAAAUGGUUGCUCCUCUUUAGUUGAAUAUUCUGAAUUGUUUAACCAGAUUCCACUACAUGUGUCCAGUCUACUUGAACAUUACGAAUUAAUUUAUAAUUAUGGGAUACAAUUAUUAUUCACUAAUAGACCUUCAGAAGCAUUCGCUACACUAUCACAACUUGUACGUAUUUAUCCAAGAAAUCCUCGUUUAUGGUUUCGUCUUGCAGAAUGUUGUAUAAAGUUGCAUUGUCCACAUAAUUUAUCACUUUGGAAUAUGGAAUCAAGAAAACGAUGUAUUGUUGAAACCUUUGGUUCUGGUCCGUUUCGUAAAUUAUCACUUGCUUCUGUGAAUCCACAGGUCACCAAGUCAAAAGUGGAUGAUGCAUUAUUAUCGUCUCCGAGUAUGGAAUUUGCAUUUCUGGCAUUACGUAAUGCAAGCCUAUUAAUUCCAACACCUGAUAAGCUUAUUACAAAUAAGUCUUCAAAUAAUGAUAAACUGAAUUCAUCAUAUGUUUCAUCUCUUGUUAAAUGGUCGAAUAAACAGUUUAUUUCCACUUAUCCAUCUCCAACACCAUUGUUCGGUAUCGGAUUAUUACACUUCUUGUCAGCUUUACACGUGAAUAUAUCAUAUGUGGCUUUGUGUUUAAAUGAAUUUGUAGAUGUAAUACAUUCUACCAGUUUGAUAAUCGAUUCAAUACCACAAAAUGAAACUAAUUCCAAUCCGGUAGUAUCGGUUAAACGUAGAAAAUAUUUGCCUAAUCUUGCUAUGAUUGCUCCGAAAAUUCACAGUUAUUUAUGCCGUUUAUAUUGUGCUGAAGCUUUAACUUAUCUGGAUAAAGUAGAUGAAGCCACUGCUUUAUUACAGAUAUCCACAAAUAAUCAAUUAGAUUCCAUUAUACAUUCUUUAAAUGGUGUUUGUUUUGCAAUGCCAUUUCUUUUUCCUAACACUGAUUACAUCAAUUCGUCUACAAAUAAUAAUGAUUCAGUGAAUAACAACUCGAAUAGUUGCGAUCAGAUCAGCCCGUCGUUUCUUGUGAAUAAAUGUUCAAAGCAGUCAAUUAUUCGACCUGUGGACUUUCCUUCUAAUGUUGUUCAGUCUUCAUCAUUAUUAGCUUACAAUUUAGCAGUUACAUUAGCUAUUCAAAAACAAUAUACUUUAUCAAAACAAUACUUAGAUCUUGCAUUACCAGGUUUAUUUAUAUCAGCAAAUGAAUUAGAUGGUCGAAAAUGGUAUAUUCAUGAAUGUUUAAAAAAGUCAACUAUAAUUACACAUUAUAAAUUAUUAUUACCAACUACAGUUAUUUUAUUACGUAUCUAUUUAGCUAUAAAUUUAAAUAAUCAAAAAUAUGCAAUUGAAUUAAUACGUGAAAAUUUUGGUCAUUUGGCAAUGAUUAAUAGAUUCAAUUCAAUUCCUAUUUAUAAUCAUAAUGAAUUAACUUCUAUGACAUCAUUAUCACAAGAGAAUGUUGUUUCAUCAUCAACUACUAAAAGUAUUCCUUUAACUUUAAUUGAUUUACAACAAUUGAUUAAAAAUCAACAAUAUCAAUCAAAUUCAACUAUUGGGAUUACACAAUUACAUUCAACAUCAUCCAUUCAAUCAUCACAACAGUUCAAUAAUAAUAAUAAUAAUUUAUGGACACCUUGUCAACAAUUUCGUCAAUCUCAAGCUCAACAAAAUCAAACAAUUUAUUAUUCACCAUUGUUACAAACACAAUCAACACUUACUAAUUAUGAAUAUGCAAAUUGUUGGGAUCUAUCAACACCAUCAACAACUGGUAUAAUUACAGCUAAUAAUGAAAAUGAUUGGCCACCUUUAUAAAUUGUAUUUGGUGUUCAGUAUUAUUUUGUUUUCUUGUUUGUUUGUUUUUUUUAAUCUCAAUAAAUGGUGAAGCAUUUUAUAAUCUUUAUGAAUGAAUUUGAUUUGGUCGGGUAUUUUUUUUAUCAAUGUAGACAACUUGUUAAAUGUAUGAACUCAGGAGUAACUUUAUGUUUAAAUAAAAUAUCGGUUAGCUAUAAUAAACAGUAAUCAUAAAGAGCCUCCUUAUUGUGACUACUAGUUUGAUGUGAGGGUUUGGAUUGCUUAUCAUGAUGACCCAGUUGAGUUAUAUUGACUGGAACACUUUGUUCCAGCAUGCAAGCCAGGUCGGUGGAAAAGUGUUAAGACUAAAAGUAGCACUUAAAGGACGAGGGUGAUGUUGUACUACUGGCUUUACAGAGAUCUGGUGACAGUAAGGUGUUUUCCUCAUACAACCAGCAUCCAGAGCGAUGCUACCUUUCCACGACGAAAAGAAAUCACUAAGAAAUAUUGAUUCUCAGUGUAGUACUCCUCAGUGAUUUUCCCCAUUGUCGGUAAGAUCUUCAAAGUACAGAGCUAAGACAUCAAGAACUAUUCACA